Molecule: messenger RNA, 9610 nt
Organism: Seriola aureovittata
Lineage: Eukaryota; Metazoa; Chordata; Actinopteri; Carangiformes; Carangidae
Gene: col7a1l
Product: collagen type VII alpha 1-like
Exons: 109
Coding region: 118-9372 (3084 amino acids)
Molecular function (GO): protein binding; serine-type endopeptidase inhibitor activity
Source: RefSeq, a predicted model, not a curated record
AGGUGAGAAGAGUUGGAAUUGAUGGUCGUCGAGUGGAAUUUAGGAAGGGGACUUGCGAAGCGAAGCACUGGGAGGAAGAGCAGGUGAUCGAAGGAGGACGAGGAGGAGAGGAAGAGUAUGGGCUGCUCUUCUGUGUGGAUCUUUCUACUGUCCCUUUCUCUCUCCCAUCAAAGAGUCGCAGCACAAACUGAAGCAUGCAGGACGGUGGUACAGGCAGACAUAGUUUUUCUGGUGGAUGAGUCAUGGGGUGUGGGUCAGACCAGCUUCUCCAGUGUGAAAGGCUUCGUUUCAGCCGUCGUCUCCUCCUUCCAGGACAGUGUGGUGGGAACUGAGGGGGUACGCUUUGGCGUCACUGUCUUUGGGGAUGUCCCGAGGAUGCGGAUUGCAUUGACAGACUAUAGUUCACUGGAGGAGGUGCUCAGAGCCAUCAGAGACCUGCCGUAUGAAGGUGGAUCCAGGAGGAUCGGUGAUACCCUCCAGUUUCUGGUCGACCAUGUUUUCAGCCCUGUCAUCAGUCGAGAUCACGCCCCAAAGAUUGCUGUUUUGAUCACAAAUGGACGUUCAGACGACCAGGUCGAUGCCGCAGCCAGAGCUGUAGCUGACAGUGGGAUUUCUCUCUUUGCAGUAGGGGUUAGGGGAGCUGAUGAAUCACAGCUGAGGGGGAUUGUGUCCGAGCCUCAUGAGGAGCACUUGUUGCUGGGUGCUGACUACUCUCUUCUGGAAGCCGUCCUUCCCAAACUGUCCCGCAGGGUGUGUUUCACAGCUUCUGAACCACCACUUCCUGUGAAAAUGUCCCAGCCUGUUUUAGAGCGCAUAGUGGGCCCCAAAGACCUGCAGGUCAGUGAGUUGGCCCACAGCUCCCUCAGACUGACAUGGAGCCAGGCCACAGGUGAUGUCACUGGAUAUCGCCUCCUGGUUACCCCUCUCACCUCCAGGGGACGCCCCCUCCCCCCACAGCAGAGACAGAUUGAUCUGAAGGCAGAUGUGAGCACAGCACUGGUGACAGAGCUGAGUCCUAAAACAGACUAUUCCCUCACUGUCUAUGCCAUCUACCCCAGCCUCAUAGGGGACUCUGUGACAAUCACCUCCCAGACAACCCCUUUGCCACAGCCGUCAAACUUCCGUGUGAUUGAGGAGGGUCUGUUCUCGUUGCGCCUGGGCUGGACGCCUCCUUUAGGGAAGCUCAGCGGGUUCAAGAUCUUCAUCCCAAGAUCCAACCGACCAGGAUUUACUUAUGAGCAGCUGCUUCCUGGAACCACCUCUUCUCAUGUGAUUGACAGCCUGGAGGAGGAUAAGAAGUACACUAUCAGUAUUUAUGCCGUUUACCCGCAGGGACCAAGCGAACCAGUUUCAAUAGUGGGCAAAACACUAAAACUGGUCCCGGUUCAGCAGUUCCUGGUCCAAAACGCCACCACAGACACUGUCCAGGCGAGGUGGGUUUCAGUUAAGGGCGCCACAGGAUACCGUCUGACAUGGGCAUCCCCAGAUGGUCACAUAGAGAACAUAAAUCUCGGGGAUACCUUUAACUUCUACAUGAUCCAGGGCCUCCACCCAGGCUCUGAGUACACCGUUACUAUCAACCCCAUCUUUGGCGACAUCGAGGGGCCUGUCACCUCCACCAAAGUCAAGACACUGGAGAGCAGUGCAGUCCAGACUCUGAAGGUGUCUGCUGUCACCACCAGUGCUGCUGUCAUCUCAUGGAACAGUGUCCCAGGAGCCACAGGAUACAGACUGGCCUGGGGACCCACCCCAGAGUUUGUUGGUCGGGACCGCCCCAGGCAGUUGGCUUUGAAUGGCAGCACCACAGAGUACCACCUCAAGAAUGUACCCCAUGAUACAGAGUAUGUCCUGACUCUGUAUGUGCUCUUUGGAUCCGUGGUGGGGCCUGGUAUCAGUGCUACCUUUAGAACAUCUCCUUUGGGCUAUGUGUCCAACUUCAAGGUGACAUCGUACACCAGUACCUCCAUAGAUGUGGAGUGGAGUCCCAUUGUGGGAGCCACAGAGUACAAAUUGUCAUGGAACUCAGAUGAUAGCAGCCCUCAGUCCCACUACCUGGACCGCAGUGUCCUCUCCCACCGCAUCGAACACCUGAACCCACAGUCCACCUACAUAAUCAUCAUCUGUGCAGUCUACGGCAACUCAGAAGGACCAGAAAUCUCCCUAUCUCAGCUCACAGCUGCUGUGUCAGACUCAGAGCAAAUCCAGGCUGUGAGAGGGCUGAAGGUUGUGGACAUCGGAGUCAACUCCUUUACCUUGUCCUGGAGGAAAACACCAGGGGCUUCUGGGUACAAAAUAUCCUGGAUCCCCUUCCUGGGGGGUGAUGAGAAGUCCCACGUGGUAUCUGCUGCCUCCACCACCUUCACCAUCCGCAACCUGCAGGAGAGCUCAGCUUAUAAGAUCCAGGUGGCCUCUAUGGUGGCCAACAGGGAGGGCAGCCCAGUUCUGGUCACUGCACGCACCUUGGAUCUUCCGAAAGUGAACGGCUUUGCUGCUCUGAACACAACAGACAGCAGCACUGUUCUGAACUGGACACGAGUGGCAGGAGUCUCUGGUUACCUUCUCUCCUGGAGGCACAUCUCAGUAUUGGAGACUAAAACAGAGACCCUGGGUCCUGGUUUCACUUCGUAUAAGAUCAGUGAUCUCCUGUAUGGCAGAACGUAUAUUUUCACCAUCAGACCUUUGUAUGGAGAAGUGGAGGGACCUAUAAGCACUGUGUAUCAAAGAAUAUUGGGACAGGAUCCUCAGGUGGUAACAGUCCAGUCUGUUCCAGCCACAGUGGCCCCCCGUUCCCCUCAUAUCACAACUGCCUCACAGACUGCCUCCAUCAGCAAGACUACCAUCGCUCACACAGCCACCAGGACCACCCGGCACCCCAUUGCUGUGCCACCAAUUCAAACCAUAAUCCCCAAGAAGCCUCCAGCUCAGCCGAGUGUCACCAAAGCCAAAGAAGCAGCAUUCACCUCCCUUCGAUCAACCACAUUCAGUCCAGAGACAACAGCUCUACCACGGCCAGUGUGUGGUAAGACCAUAGCCGACAUAGUAUUCUUAGUGGAUGAGUCCUCCAGCAUUGGCCCUAAUAACUUCAUCAAGAUGAAAGACUUCAUAUUCCGGGUGGUCACUUAUUUCCCUGUCAUUGGUCCUCAGGGCACACAGAUAGCUGUGGUUCAUUACAGUGAUGAGCCUCGGAUUGAAUUCCGUCUGAGUGACUUCAAAGAGAGAAACUCUGUGCUCAGGGCACUCAGAGCACUACGUUAUGGAGGCGGCAACACCAAAACAGGAAAAGGCAUCAGCUACGUUCUGCAGGAACUGUUUCAGGAGUCUCUGGGGAUGAGGCAGGAUGUGCCCCAUGUUCUGGUCCUGAUUACAGAUGGCCGGGCCCAGGAUAAUGUGGUGCCACCCUCUAGAGUUGCGCGAGCUCUAGGUGUCAGUGUCUUGGCAGUUGGAGUUUCUAAUGCAGACGCAGAUGAGCUGAAUAAAAUAGCAGCUCCCACCAGCUACAAGAAUAUAUUCUUCUCACCGACAUUCGAUGACUUUCCUUCCAUAGAGAGAGAAUUUAUCAAUAGCAUCUGUAGUGAGGAACUCCUCUCUGAGUUCAAACUACAUGAUGACUUUGCUCAGUUAGACACUCCGACUGAAGACCCAGAGGAGCUGCUUAAGCCUCAGGGUCCUUGUCCCUCCCAGUGUGUAAAGGGCCAGAAAGGUGAAAGGGGAGAUGGCCUUGGUCUUGGAGGUCUGAGGUUUAGGCAAAGCCCUGGACAGUAUGAUCCUUUCACUUCUUCCAAGGGAGAGAAAGGAGAGAGGGGUCCUCCGGGAACAGAUGGUGUUCCUGGGUUGCCUGGACGACCAGGGAGAACUGGACCCCCAGGUUCUGCCGGCCAGCGGGGCUCGCCAGGCAUCCCAGGUGACAUGGGUCUUCCUGGACUCACUGGUCCAAAGGGACAAAGAGGAGAGAGAGGAGAGCCUGGAUAUGUUAUAGCUGGCACGGACGCAAAUUUUGUCCCUGGACGAAAAGGCGAGCCAGGUUCUUCAGGUCCCCAGGGACCUCCUGGUGUACCAGGCGUUAAUGGAGCUCCAGGCCUGCCUGGCCAGCCAGGACCUCCAGGGUCACCAGGAAUAUCUGUCAAGGGAGACCCUGGAGAGUCAGGAGCAAAAGGUUUACGUGGGAAGCAGGGCGUAAAAGGAGACAAUGGAGAGCCAGGAAAAGACGGUAUUGCAGGUUUGCCUGGUCCCAUUGGCAUAGAUGGGGUACCAGGAUUACCAGGUCAGAAGGGAGAGAAGGGUGACGAAGGAAUUGGCAUACAAGGCAUUCAGGGUCCUCGUGGCGAGCCAGGACAGAAGGGAAAUAUUGGCUUAACUGGACCAGUUGGCCCAAAGGGUGAUCGUGGAGAACAGGGUAUCCAAGGAAUCAUCGGACCUCGGGGAAAGAAGGGAAUCAAAGGGGAGCAAGGGGACAAGGGAGAUCGAGGAGAGAUGGGACCAACAGGACCACAAGGACCCACAGGACUCACAGGGCCACUGGGGUUAAAAGGAGACGAGGGUCCAAGAGGAGUUCCUGGAGAUCCUGCCAAGGGUAUACUUGGUCCAACUGGAAAAAAGGGUGCCAGGGGAGACAUCGGUCCAGUUGGCCCCACAGGCCCCCAGGGAAUAAAAGGUGAACGAGGAGACAAAGGAGAAAAGGGCAGUCCGGGUUUUGGGAUUCCAGGACAGCAGGGACCGAAAGGAGAGAAUGGCGAGAGGGGAAAUGUUGGUUUGUCUGGAAAACCAGGACCAAAGGGGCAUGAUGGCUCUAAAGGUGACAAAGGGAAUAUUGGGUUACCCGGCAAUCCUGGAGAACCAGGAUUAAGAGGUAAAGAUGGCGACCCUGGAACUAAAGGAGACCAAGGAUUUAAGGGUGACUUAGGACCACCUGGAGAGCCUGGUGAUAGAGGAAUUAGGGGUCCACUGGGGUUACCAGGACGACCAGGGGACCCAGGAGAGAAAGGAGAUACCGGAAAGCCUGGGCUGUCAGGUACUGAUGGAAAGAAAGGCGACAAAGGAGAUCAAGGAAAACCUGGACCUCCAGGAACACAAAUUGUUGCAGACAACAAUAUACUGACCAGAGUGAUUAAGGGUGAAUCAGGAGAGCCUGGUCAGCCUGGUUUGAGAGGAGAAACCGGUCUGCCUGGACCCAGAGGUCCGGAAGGUAAACCAGGAUUACCAGGACCAUCUCUGGGGGGUUCUGGAAGAGAUGGACUUCAAGGAGUGAAGGGUGAACAGGGACAAAAGGGCGAGCCUGGUCAGAGGGGAGAAAAAGGAGACCAAGGACGGGUUGGCAUUGCAGGAAUGCCUGGCUUACCGGGAACUCCAGGGAAACCUGGUAUUGACGGGAAGAGGGGCCUGGCUGGAAAAGAUGGAGAAACGGGACCAAGAGGAGACGAUGGCCAAAAGGGGGACAAGGGAGACGCAGGUGCAAAUGGUAAAGAUGGUAGUAAGGGGGAACCUGGACCUCCAGGGUUGCCCGGUAGGCAAGUGCUUGUCACUUCAGAGGGCGCCACCAUUGAUGAACUCCGACAAGCAUUUCCGAUCCCAAUGGGUCCUCCAGGGGCUACUGGUUCACCAGGGAUGAAGGGUGAUAAAGGAGAACGAGGCCUAAAAGGAGAUAAGGGUGAUGCUGGAGCCCCUGGAAAAUCUAUUGAGACGAAGGACAUUGAAAUAUUGUUUGAAGCCUACGGCAUAAGGCUGCCUUUGCUGAAGGCUUUGAUUGACAGGCUGCUGCAGGAUGGAAUAGAGGAGCUGCUUCAUGUGCUCGGCACCUCCAAGAAAACAAAAGAAAACACAGAGAGUCACACAUCCAACGUCAUCCCUAAGUACACAACUUCAGUGAAAUUUGACCUCACCAGCCAGCCACUGUCAGAGCUAGACACCACUGAAGACCCAGAUUUAGAUGGCCAUUUUCCAGAAUCACUGUCAGUUGAGCCUUCAAAUGAAACUGCAGAGGGUCCUACUUUAUGGACCAUCACCACACUGAAUGGAGAGCAGGAGCUCGACACGACUGACACCAAGUUGAAGGGAUCCACAGGGAAGAAGAUCAUAGAUGGAGACAGUGAUGAAGUGCCUUCACUAAAAAUGAAUCUGACUGUAUUCAGUUCUACUUUCAAUUAUACAUCGGCCCAGGAGACGGUUUCAGAGUUACCUGAAACCGUGGAGGAGACACUUCUCCUCACUCAGGAGGACUCUCUGAAGAAGAACACAGGACAAAAAAAAAAGAACAGGGAACGUGGGAAGGGCAAAGGAAAUAAAGGACGACAUAAGAGGCAGAGACACCGCCUGACAAGUGACGAGGACAAGCAAGAAGAAGAAGGAGGGGAUGAAGAAGAAGGAGAGGAGUUUUAUAACAGUGAAGAAUACAGUUAUGAAUACGAGGAAGAACUUUCCACGGAUGACCCGCCAGUCUUGCGGGAGAGCAGAAACAUCAGACAGCUUGAAGUCCAAACACAUGAAUUCCCUCAUCCAGUGGAUAAAAAGGAGGAACAAUUACCCACACACAGCUCUGUCCAGUUAGAAACAUCGGCAGAUACCUCCAGUCGUCCUUCGACGUCCUUCUCAGGCAGAGACACAGAUGCACAGGCUGUCUUGAUUACCACAGUGCCACUGUCUCAACCAAUGGAGGAUAUAGAAACGGAUGAAGUGUUGCUGCCCAUGCCUCCCAUCUCAACAGAGGAACCAGACAAGGUGCCUCGAUCUCAAGUCAGGGUGAGAAGAGGCGCCCCCUGGCCUGAAUCCAUGGUGUUCAUGCCAGGUGCCCCUGGAGGAAGAAAUCGGUUCACAGAGGCAGAAAAACAUCUGUCCUCUGGAGCUCAAGGUUACAACAGCUUCAAUAAGAAGCAGGAAAACCCUUAUCUUCAAUCACAAACCAGGAGGGAGAGGCAAGAAAGAAGAGAAAGACAAACGUACAGAGAGACAGAAAGAGAGAUUCAUAGAGAAAUACAGGGCGGAGGGGAUGAACUGACUGAAGCUGAAGAAGUUGAACAGUGGGAAAUGGCAAAAAAGAAAGGAGUAGAGCCAGAUGGAUUUACAGAAACAGUCCCUGAUCCAGUCUAUGAGGAGGAGAGGAGCGGAGACUAUGACUGGGAUGCCGAGGAGGACGUCGAUGGAGAGAGGGAAGAGGAGGAGGAGGAGCACCUGGAGAGAGAGAGAGAGAGGGAGAGGCUGGAGAUGGAGAGAGAGCAAGAGGAGCUGGAGAGGGAGAGGGAGGCCGAGGUGGAGCUGGAGAGAAAGAAAAUGGAGAGGGAGAGAGAGGCCAAGCUGGAGAUGGAGAGAGAUAACAUGGAGAGGGAGAAGGAGCUGGAGAGGGAGAGGACAGAGACGGGGGAGGAGAGAGACAUUGAGAGGGAGAGGGAGGAAUGGGAGAGGAGGAGGAUGGAGAUGGAGAGGAGGAGAGAGGGGGGUUAUGAUGAAGAAAAUGGACAGCCAUAUCCAUACCCUCCAGAGUAUUUUUUCCUAAAGGGACAACAAGGGGAGAAUGGAAAACCAGGACGAAAGGGUGAAAUUGGUGAGAAAGGACAAAAGGGAGAGCCAGGUAUCGGCCACAGAGGGCCAGAAGGCCAAGCUGGUCCUCCAGGACAGAAGGGUGAACCAGGUGAGCCAGGGCCUCCAGGUGCUCAGGGCAUCCAGGGUAUCCGUGGUAAUUCAGGCAUCCAAGGUUCCGCAGGCCUUAGGGGUCCCGCAGGAGACACAGGGGAACCAGGCAGAGAGGGUGACCGGGGUAAAAGGGGGAAGAAUGGAUCACCUGGAGCUCCUGGACCUCGAGGAGCACCAGGAUCUCAUGGUCCUCCGGGUGUACCUGGAGUAAAAGGAGAAAAGGGUGACAGUAUUCCGGGAGAGCCUGGUGCCAGGGGUUUGGCUGGCUUCUCAGGCAGAAGGGGUGACAAAGGCACUCCAGGUGUUAAAGGAGUUCCUGGGCAUAUAGGUCCAAAAGGUUUGCAUGGCAGCAAAGGUGAAAAGGGAGACCGUGGGCUACCUGGAGUCAGGGGAGAAAGGGGGAGUGUACUUCAAAUCCAAGGACCCCGUGGAUUCAAGGGCUCCAAAGGAGAGGCGGGUGAGCGCGGCCCACCAGGUUUUGAUGGCGACAAAGGAGAAAAGGGCGAGGAUGGUCCUCCUGGAGUCAAGGGCUUAAAGGGUGAUGCAGGUACCAAGGGUGCAUUGGGACGGUUUGGAGCACGAGGACCUGUAGGCCAGAAGGGAGAUCCAGGGGAGUCAGGACUCAACGGAGUGAUGGGUCGCAACGGGGAUCAUGGAGUGGAUGGGACUAAAGGAGAUAAAGGAGAUAUAGGACUGCAAGGCCAAAAGGGUGAUCAGGGUGAUGCAGGGGAACCAGGCUUACCAGGAGACGAAGGGGAGAAAGGAGAGAAGGGUUUCAGAGGUUUACCUGGACGCAUAGGGAGUCCAGGCCUGGAUGGAGAAAAGGGAGAUAUGGGGUUCCCUGGCACCCCUGGUAUACCUGGACUGAAUGGACUCACAGGGCGCAAGGGUGACAAGGGGGUUGGAGGGAUGAAUGGUGUUGAUGGUGAUCCAGGAGUGAAAGGGGAAAAGGGUGCAGCAGGUUUCCCAGGAUUCCCAGGCUUUAAGGGGUCAGCAGGGAGUCUAGGAAGGGACGGAGAUGAGGGACCACCAGGACUACCAGGUCCCCGUGGGAACACUGGGCCUAAGGGGGAGAAGGGAAGAAGAGGCAGAUCGAAGCGGUGUCAGAGGGGAGCACCCGGGACACCAGGACAAAGAGGAGACAGUGGUAUAGUGGGGGCUGGAGGAGCAAAGGGGGAGAAAGGAGAUCCUGGACUCUCAGCUGAAGAAGUGAAGGAGCUAGUCACUCAAGAAGUGGCAGAAAAAUGUGGGUUGGAGUAUAAGUUCAUGGUAAAGUCUGUGGAUCCAGAUGGAACAACCAUGGUGACUGACUCUAAAAAUGAGCGAGAAGAUGAAGUGAUAUCGCUCUCUCGUGAAGGGGCAGAAGAAGCAGGUGAACAAGAGGAAGAAGAAGAAUAUGGCGACAGGAUGGAAGAAAUGACCAGUCCCGCUCCUGUGAUCCUCGGAGAAAAAGGGAUGCUACCAAACCACACUGAUUCUCUUGAGGGAGGGACUGUGGAGUGGGGACAGAGAAAGAGAAGAAGGGUAUUUGGAACAAACACUGCUGUUUCAGCAACAGACCGCUGCCUGGAGCCCAUGGCAGAGGGGGCCUGCUCAGAGUACAUUCUGCUCUGGUACUUCCACCCUCGCUCAGGGGAAUGCAGACCGUUUGUGUAUGGGGGCUGUGGUGGGAACAGAAACCGAUUCUCCUCAAGACAAGAGUGCCAGAGUUGGUGCGGGAUGGAGAGGAGAGGCACUGAACCCCGGAGAUGAAGCCAGCAACCCAAGAUAAGAUGCUCCUUUUUGUACAUAAUUGUGUAAAAUGUUAUUAUUUUGUGUUUUAUGUUGCUUUUAUUUAUGUAUUUUAAAAGCGGUUUCUUGAUCUGUUGUAUGGUUGUAAGUGUUAAAAAUCAAAAUGUGAAUAUUCAUUUUGUAAUUUUUAUAUAUAUGUUUCUUAAAAAGACUGACAUUAGAGUGUCAACAUUGAUUAAAUCUGUCUUUACUGUUGUGA